This is a messenger RNA of Paraglomus brasilianum, 492 nucleotides long. The record is from the annotation of a GenBank genome assembly. NCBI's taxonomy places the organism in Eukaryota, Fungi, Glomeromycota, Glomeromycetes, Paraglomerales, Paraglomeraceae.
CCAGGAAUAGUGCAUGACUUAUUCGAAAAGAAUUCGUCAGUGGCAGAUUUUGUCCGUAUCGCGACUGUUCACUUUUGUGACAGGGCGCCUUUAGCAUCUCACUCCGUUCUUUCCACUUCUGCAGGCGUAACCUCUCCUUACUCGUUUGGAUCGAGGUAUUCAUGGAUCAGCACUUUGGUUAAGUCUAUCCCCUCCAGCGUCUGUAUAUCGGCUUGGGAUUUCGUCGUAGGACACUGGUUGGUACCAUUCCCGUAUCGAAUUGUUGAUACGAUUGCCGAUAAUACAAUCGUUCGGAUACUGUUGGCCGUCGAAGAGUCGUCCGUUAUCGUCUCUGCUAUUUCUUCCAUUGGAAAUAUCUCCCAAUCUAUUGAGUUCUCGACUCCAUUUCCUCGUAUUUCGUCUCCUCCGGGUGUUUCGAACCAACCCGUAAAAAUGCUUCCAUAUCCCAGAUGGGAACCACUCACACUCGGAGAUCAUGACCGCAACGAUUAG